AUGGAAGAACAGGAUAAGUUGGUAGAGAAGUUGAUAGAGUUCGGAUAUCCAAAAGAAAUCUGUCUCAAGGUUGUCAAAAAGAGCGGUGCGAAAACAGUUGAUGAGGCCUUGAAUUGGAUCGAAGAGACAGAAGAAAAUGAAAACUACGACAAUGAACCGUUGAAUGAUAGUACAACAGUGGAUCGACUUGCUGACAGUUUUAAUGAUAAAGAAGACACAAGAGAGAAGGAAGGAGAAAAGGAAGGAGGAAAUAAUAAUACCAGCAGUGGUGAUCGCAAAGGAGGAGCAGGGGGGGGGAACCCCAACUGUGAAGGUAAAAGCAAAUUAACCCCAGAAGAAGCUCAAAAAAAGGCUCUGGAAUUGCAGAAAAAAAUUCGAGAGAAAAAGCUAUUAAAAGAGAAAGAAGAAGAAAUACAAAAGGAAAAGAAUCGAAUUGCUAUGGCAAAAGAAAUGCAAAAGAGAAGAGAACAAAUUGAAGAAUUUGAAAGAAAAGCAUAUUUAGAAAGUCUGGAAAAAGAAAAAAAUGAACGUAAAAAAGAAAAAGAAAAACAACUAGAAUUGUUGAGAAAAGAAUAUGAAGCAAAAUUUGGCAUUGCGUAUAAAAUGGAAAAUGAGAAAAAAAAAAAUAUUGAGGAUCUUACGGAAAAUGAAAAACGAGAAGAAAUAGCCAUUUUGCUUAACAGCUUAAAAAAUAAACAUAAGGAAAAUAAAAAAGAAUUAAUCGCUUCUCUUGCCGUUUUAAAAACGUACUUUGUGAAUAUAAAAGAAAACAUUCUCGAAAAAAAGUUUCAAAAAAUUAAAAAGGAGAACAAGGUGUUCCUUGAAAAAAUUAGGAUCCACGAGGAGAUGCUGAAGGUUUUUUUGCUUGUCGGGUUUGAGGAUACAGGUGACUUUUAUGUAAUUAAAAAUUACCCCAAUACGUAUUUACUCGCAUCAGCCAUUAAAUUUAUUGAUUUAAUUGUGAAGACAUUAAAUUCUUAG
This is a messenger RNA of Plasmodium gonderi, 981 nucleotides long. RefSeq lists its product as hypothetical. The record is from RefSeq and is a predicted model, not a curated record. Gene Ontology annotation, molecular function: protein binding. Lineage: Eukaryota; Apicomplexa; Aconoidasida; Haemosporida; Plasmodiidae. The transcript has 4 exons. Bases 1 to 981 code for a protein of 326 amino acids.